This is a messenger RNA of Astrephomene gubernaculifera, 1332 nucleotides long. Lineage: Eukaryota; Viridiplantae; Chlorophyta; Chlorophyceae; Chlamydomonadales; Astrephomenaceae. The record is from the annotation of a GenBank genome assembly.
AAGAAGCACUAGCAUUACCUGUUAGGCAAAUUACUUGCACACUUUUCCUCCCGGUGUUACGCACUCCUUUACGCGUUUCUGAGAUUUCGGCCCUACUUCCAUAUCCAGUUUUAGCGCUCCUCUUGCACCAUUGCGGUAACCAGCUUCAUUAUAACACGCAUUGGCCUGAGCUUCGAGCUGCAUCUGGCUUGGACCUUCGCGAAGGGGCGUUGGAGCACGGGAUCUCUGUAUUCCGACGCGUUUCGGCCUCAACUUCCCUUCCUCGGCUAGACGAUAUCGACACGCUGGCGAGGGUUCACCAAGUCCGCAUUAUAUUAAAUCAGUGGUAUCCUGAAGUGGAGCAGAGCGCAGUCUCGCGCUCCAGGCAUGGAAGGGGACCGCGGAUCAUUACGCCAAUAGCAAGUCGCCGAAGUACACAAAGCACAAGCGGCCAGCUGCUUAAACAAGAGCCUCAGAAUGGCGGCAGCUGUGACAAUUCGGGGUCCAGGGUUCAAUCCCUUCGGCCGCGUCUGGGCAGCCUACGAGCGCUCACUUCGCAGGCGGCCUCUCCUAACGCAAGCUGUCUCCACGGCGGCCCUGUGGGGUCUCGGAGACUGCAUGGCCCAACGGAUAGAGACCCGGGGUCGAGGCGGUGUCGACGCGCGUCGCGCUGCGUUGACUGCGGCGUUCGGCGGAAUCGUCAUCGGACCCGCGGGUCACUUUUGGUACAUCCUGCUUGAGCGCCUGGUGCUCCGGAUGGGCCUUGUCUCGGCCACCAAGUCCAUGCUGGUCAAGGUGGCGCUCGACAACCUGAUCUACAAUCCAUGCUACGUCCUGUCCUUCUUCGCCUACGGUUGCCUGGUCAUCGACCGCCUCAGCCUGCCGGAGUUCGCGGACCAGCUUCGAGAGCAGUUUAUGCCCACCAUGCUCGCGGAGGCCGCCGUCUGGCCGCCGUACAUGGCUGCCGUAUUCAGCCGCGUUCCCGUACAGCACCAGCUGCUGGCAGUCAACGUUGCCACGCUGUUUGACGUGUGUUUCCUGAGCUGGAUGCGUACAAACAGCAGCUCGGAAAACCACCAAGCUGAGUUGGCAAUCGUCCAAGGCAAGAAGAAGAAAAAGCAGCAGCGAGCUCAGCUCAGCACCGUUGGCAAGAAGAAGGCGACGCAGGUGGUCCGGAACAAAUCCGAGACCAAGACCAAUAACGCCUUCAGUACCAAGGGCAGCAGCAACAGCAACAGUAACAGCGUCAACAACGAAAGCGGCGUCCAACACUGGUUCACAAGCGCCCUGUUGCACCUCUCCCAGCAGCCGUUGAUCUCCCAGCAGCAGCCCCAGCAGCCGCCGCCCCGCAGC